This is a messenger RNA of Pogona vitticeps (central bearded dragon), 7606 nucleotides long. RefSeq names its product transcription factor 20 (gene TCF20). NCBI's taxonomy places the organism in Eukaryota, Metazoa, Chordata, Lepidosauria, Squamata, Agamidae. The record is from RefSeq and is a predicted model, not a curated record. Gene Ontology annotation, biological process: regulation of transcription by RNA polymerase II. Gene Ontology annotation, cellular component: nucleus.
GGGUGGGAAUAAUUCCGUCAAUCACAUGACUUGACACGGUUUCUAACCAUUUUCUUUUUUGUGUGACAUAAUAAUCUCUUACAUGAAAACACAGCCCCCCCCAUACAUACAUACACACACACACACAAACAUACAUACAUACAAAGGCGCUAAGAUGGGACAGUAAGGAAGCAUCUCAAGAGUUUUCUCCUUUUUUAGUUUCUUCUCUGGUUCUAUUUUGAUGAUGAUCCUCAAAGGAUUUUUCCAUACUGUAGAGAAGAUAAAGAUAGAGAAGAUGGGAGGAGACCGUUAUUUUGCAACCUGUACCAGAUACCUGCUGUCUUCUGCAUCAAUGAGGACCAGAAAGAUGCUUGAAAACCAAAAGGUGGGCUGCUGAGCUGUCAGUCUGCAGCUGAACAGCAUGCAGUCCUUUCGGGAGCAAAGCAGUUACCACGGAAACCAGCAGAACUACACACAGGAAGUGCAUGGUGCAUCUCGGCUAGAAGAAUUUGGCACCCGCCAGCAGGCUCAGAUGUUCCAGAGCUUUGGAGGAGGUGGCAGCACUAGUGGGCGCCGUGGAGCAACAGGAAGUUCUGCGUCAAUGGCUGGGGAAAAUUCUGGACAUCAGAGCUAUCAAGGUUUUAGAAAGGAGGCAGGAGAAUUCUACUAUAUGGCCUCCAAUAAGGAUCCUGUGACAGCAGGAGCACAGCAGCUCCCACAGCGCAGGCCUUCUGGACCAGUGCAGAGCUAUGGACCACCCCAAGGGAGUAACUUUGGGAGUCAGUAUGGGAGCGAGGGUCAUGUGAAUCAGUUUCCAACACAGCACUCAUCCCUUAGUGGUGUGAGUCACUAUCAACAGGAUUAUACCGGUCCUUUCUCACCUGGAAGUGCCCAGUACCAACAGCAGACUUCUAGCCAACAGCAGCAACAGGUGCAGCAAAUGAGGCAGCAGCUCUACCAGUCUCAUCAGCCUUUACCACAGGCUUCCAGCCAGUCUGCCUCCAGCACACCUCAUAUGCAGCCAAUGCAGCGCCCCUCAACUCUGCCUUCAUCUGCAUCUGGUUAUCAGUUACGAGUAGGUCAAUAUAGCCAACAUUAUCAGCCUCCUGCUUCUUCAUCUUCUUCAUUUUCGUCUCCUCAGCGUUUUGGUCAGUCUGGACAGAACUAUGAUGGUAGUUACAGUGUGAAUGCUGGUUCACAGUAUGAGGGACAUACUGUGGGUUCAAGUGCACAGGCUUAUGGGACUCAAUCAAAUUACAACUUUCAGACACAGCCAAUGAAGAACUUUGAGCAGUCAAAGUUGCCACAAGGAGGUCAGCAGGGACAGGGACCAGCACAACAGUCACAACAGCAGCCAACUCCCUCACAGCAUGUAAUGCAGUACUCAAAUCCCACUACCAAGCUAUCUCUUCAGAGUCAAGUUGGUCAGUACAACCAAGCUGAAGUCCCUGUGAGAUCACCCAUGCAGUUCCAUCAGAAUUUUAGUCCUAUAUCUAACCCCUCACCUGCUGCCUCUGUGGUUCAGUCUCCAAGCUGCAGCUCCACGCCAUCUCCUCUCAUGACAGGUGGUGAGAAUCUUCAGUGUGGACAAAAUAACAUGCCUGUAACCUCUAGAAACCGCAUCCUACAGAUGAUGCCACAGCUUAGUCCAACACCAUCUAUGAUGCCCAGCCCCAGUGCUCAGAGUGGAGGAUUCAAGGGAUUUGGGAUUGAAGGAUUGCAGGAAAAGAGGCUUACAGAUCCAGGACUAAGCAGUCUAAGUGCUCUGAGUAGUCAAGUGGCUAAUCUUCCCAAUACAGUCCAGCACAUGUUACUCUCAGAUGCUUUGGCACCUCAAAAGAAAAGUUCCAAAAGGUCUUCAUCAUCCAAAAAAGCUGACAGCGGCACCAAUUCUGAAGGCUCCUCUCAGGCAGAAGACCAACUCAAGUCACCUUUGGCAGAGUCCAUUGAUGGUGGCUGCUCCAGUAGUUCAGAAGAUCAAGGCGAGAGGGUGAGACAGUUGAGCGGUCAGAGCACCAGUUCUGACACCACCUACAAGGGGGGUAACUUAGAAAGAUCUCACUCUUCACCAGCACAAGCAUCUCAGAAUGAACCCCCAAAACUCAGUACUAGCCCUGCAGAUGAGGAGGAAGCAAGUUCUCCUCCUGGUGAGAAGGACGCCUUGGUUGCUGUGGAAAAUCCACCCAAGGUAAAUGAAAAGGCAGUUGGUGUCAUAGUGUCCCGAGAAGCUAUGACAGGAAGAGUAGAAAAGUCAAGCGGGCAGGAUAAACCCCAACAAGAAGAUGGGUCUGCAGGAGUACAAGCAACACCUUCCACUAGUGUAAUGAAAGAGACUGUUCCUAUGGGAUCACAACAAGAGUCACAAGGAGGAAGUAAAGGAAGCAAGGUUGGGGAUAGCAGCACUAACCACAAUGGAGAUGGGAAUGGCCAACUUGGUCAUACUGCCAUUGGCUCUAAUUUUUCAGGGAGAACAGAACCUUCAAAAUCACCUGGUAGUUUGAGGUAUAGCUACAAAGAUAACGUAGGGAUUAGUACACAGAGGAAUGCUGGCAGCUUCCCUCAGUAUCCUUCAGGUCAGGAUAAAGGGGAUUUUCCAGGGCAUGGUGAACGGAAAGGCAGGAACGAGAAGUUUCCCAGUCUCUUGCAGGAAGUUUUGCAAGGCUAUCAUCAUCACCCUGACAGAAGAUAUUCUAGAAAUGCACAAGAUCAUCAUGGAAUGACUACAGGUCUAGAAAGUACUAUGAGACCUAAUGUCUUGAUCAACCAAGCCAAUGAAUUAAGUAAUAGGGGUCUUUUAAAUAAAAGCAUAGGAUCUCUUUUGGAUAGUCCACACUGGGGUCACUGGGAUAGAAAGUCAAGUGGUGCAGCACCUGAGAUGAAGCAAAUAAAUCUGGCUGAUUAUCCUAUGUCUCGAAAGUUUGAGAUAGAAUCUCAGUCUUCAGCUCAUGAAGGAGGAGGACUUUCUGAGAGAAGGUCAGUUAUUUGUGAUAUAUCUCCUUUAAGGCAGAUUGCUAGAGAUCCUGGAACACACUCUUUGGGGCACAUGGUUCCGGAUGGCAGGAGUGGAAGGAGUGAUCGUUUAACUCCUGGUUUAGGCCAGUCAGUCAUUCUCCCUGGUGGUUUGGUGGCAAUGGAAGCAAAGUUGAAAUCUCACAGUGGACAGAUCAAGGAGGAGGAUUUUGAACAAUCCAAGACAUCUGCCAGCAUUAACAAUAAAAAAUCAGGAGAUCAUUGUCAUCUUCCUAGUUUUAAGCAUGAGUCUUACAGAGGGAAUGCUAGCCCUGGAGCUGCAGCACUCGAUUCUGCAGACUACAUCCUGCAGCAGGAUAACCGAUCAGCACAGCAGAGGCGAGGACCUGGUAGAAUAGGAGGUGCUCGGGAGGCAAUGAGAGGUAAAUCCCCAUCUCAGUUUCAUGAUCUGGCAGACAAACUGAAAAUGUCACCAGGAAGAAGCAGAGGUCCUGGGUCUGAUCUUCACCAUAUGAAUCCACACAUGGUGCUUUCUGACAGGGUCAAUCGGGGCUCCCUGCAUUCUCCUUUCCCCUCUAAUUCUGAAAACUCAUCUUUGUCUUCAGCAUAUCACACUAAUGCUCGAUCUCACAGUUUUGGUGAUCCUAACCAGGGAUUGAAUUCCCAGUACCACUACAAAAGACAGCUAUAUCAGCAACAGCAGGAAGAAUAUAAAGAUUGGAGUAGCACUUCUGCCCAGGGGGUGAUUGCUGCAGCUCAGCACAGGCAGGAGACGGCUAGGAAGAGCCCAAGGCAACAGCAGUUCUUGGACAGAGUAAGGAGUCCCUUGAAAAAUGACAAAGAUGGAAUGAUGUAUCUCCAUUCUGGUUCUUAUCAUGAUGCUGGAAGCCAAGAAGCCAGCCGUUGCUUGUUGGGGAGCGACAGCACUCUGCAGAAUAAGUGUGCUGAAAUAAAGCACAUGAAUCAAAAAAUUCAGCAACAGGAAUCUGGUUGGGAUCUUUCUAGACAGGUGGCUUCUGGGAAGAACAGCAGCUCUCUAGGAGCAACCAGUCAGAAGAGAUUUGGUUCUCAAGACAGUGAUGUACACAGGCGUGAUGAUGCUGGAGAUGUACUUAAAUCUGGUAGUGCCCUUGUAAGACUCCCUGGCCAAGAAGAUCAUUCUCCUCAAAAUCCUUUAAUCAUGAGAAGGAGAGUCCGUUCUUUCAUUUCUCCUAUUCCCAGCAAAAGGCAGUUGCAAGAAAUGAAGAACAGUGCCAGUGAAGACAAAGGACGCAUGCUGCCCUCAUCAAAAGAUGGAGCUGAUAAAACUCUCAACUCUUAUGCCCAUUCUUCCCAUAAUCAAGAUGUUGGCAAAUCAUUUUCCAAAGGAGAAUCUUCUAGGAACCUUCCAAGUCCUGAUAAUAGAAACUGUUCUGCUGUUUCCCUCACAAGUCCAGCUAAAACAAAAAUUCUGCCUCCACGCAAGGGUCGUGGAUUAAAAUUGGAAGCUAUUGUUCAGAAGAUUACUUCUCCCAGUGUUAGGAGGAGUGCUUCCUCAAACUGCGCUGAAGCUGGUGGAGAUACAGUCACUCUUGAUGACAUUUUAUCCCUGAAGAGUGGCCCAACAGAGGGGGGUAAUGUGGCCAGUCAUGGAAUGGAAGAAAAUAUAAAGGAAGAAAUUGUGUUAGAUCAAGAGAAUCAAGAACUGGCCAGUGAAACCUCUUUGGCUAUAACGUCUGAAGACUGGCAAGGAGAUGAAGUAGUGAAAAAAGAGACAUCUGAAUUUGCUAAUGUUGGCAAGGAGGGCUCAGUACCUGCUAUGAUCUCAACCUCUUCACAAAAGUCUGUUGGUCAGGGAAGACCAGAUGGAUCAUUAAGUGGAACAGGACCUUUAAGCUUUUCUGAAUCAAAAACAGUCUCCCCAUCUAAUGUGCUGAUUCCUGAACCAAAUUCAAAGUGUGAAGAAAAGGAUGGCAAUACAAUUAUGACACCCAAACCAGAACCCUUUCCUCCAAAAGGAUAUUUUCCUUCUGGUAAAAAGAAGGGAAGACCCAUUGGCAGUGUCAACAAACAGAAGAAGCAGCAGCAGCAGCUACCACUGCCGCCACCGCCACCGCCGCCGCCAACACCACCAGUUCCAUCAGUAGCAGAAGCACUGCAGUCAUCAGAGGAGGCAGUAGGUGAAGAGCCUAAACCUAAGAGACAGAGAAGGGAGAGGAGGAAGACUACCACACAACCACGAAAGCGGAAACCAAGGCGAGCGGUUCCAAUUGUUGAGCCUCAAGAACCAGAAAUCAAACUAAAAUAUGCUACCCAGACUCUUGAUAAAACUGAUACCAAGAAUAAGUCUUUUUUCCCUUAUAUACAUGUGGUAAACAAGUGUGAGAUAGGUGCAGUGUGCACAAUAAUUAAUGCUGAGGAGGAGGAGCAGAAUAAGCUGGUGAGAACCCGAAAAGGACAGAGGUCAUCAACACCUCCUCCCAGUAACGCUGAGAGCAAAGUACUGCCUACUUCCUCUUUCAUGCUACAGGGUCCUGUAGUAACAGAAUCCUCUAUCAUGGGCCACCUGGUCUGCUGCCUGUGUGGCAAAUGGGCCAGCUAUCGUAACAUGGGUGACCUGUUUGGACCUUUCUAUCCCCAGGAUUAUGCUGCCACGCUGCCCAAGAAUCCCCCUCCUAAGAGGGCCACAGAAAUGCAGAAUAAAGUCAAGGUACGGCAUAAAAGUGCUUCAAAUGGUUCCAAGACUGAUACAGAGGAGGAGGAAGAGCAACAGCAGCAACAAAAGGAGCAGAGAAGCCUUGCUGCCCAUCCUCGCUUUAAGAGACGCCAUCGUUCUGAGGACUGCGCAGGCGCUUCUCGAUCACUUUCGAGAGGUGCUGUUUGUAAAAAAGCAACCACUGAGGGUGGCAUCACUGGUGAAAAAGUUCCUUCAGACUCUAAAUCCUCCAUGCCCAGUUCUGAAGGUGUUCCUGAGUUGGAGUUACAAAUUCCUGAACUACCUCUUGACAGCAAUGAAUUUUGGGUCCAUGAGGGCUGUAUUCUCUGGGCCAAUGGGAUUUACCUGGUCUGUGGCAGGCUCUAUGGGCUUCAGGAAGCUGUGGAAAUAGCUAAAGAGAUGAAAUGUUCCCAUUGCCAAGAGCCAGGAGCCACCUUAGGCUGCUACAACAAAGGCUGCUCCUUCCGAUAUCAUUAUCCAUGUGCCAUUGAUGCAGAUUGUUUACUAAAUGAAGAGAAUUUUUCAGUGAGGUGCCCCAAGCACAAGCCCCCCCUCCCUUGCUCUCUUCCCUUCUUGCAGAACAAGAUGGUGAAAGGCAGCCUCAGCACAGAGCAGUCGGAGCGGGGGUGAGGGGGGAAGUAUGUUCGUGGGAAUGAAAAUAAAAGCAAGCACAGGUUAGGCUGAUGAGAUAAAAAAGCGGUGGACAUUCAAGAUUCGAUGGAUUCUUUCCCACUGUGCAGUCAUGCCCCUCUUGACGUGCCUGCCAAUGCCAGCACUUCCUCCAUCAACUCUUUCAUUACAACUGACCGAAAACAUCACAGAAUAUGAUCAAGGAGUCUGAACCAGCUGUUUUCAUUGACACAAUCUCCAUAAUGACUAUGGGAAGGGGAGGGAAAAGAAGAGAAGGUGGGGAAAUUAAAGAGGGAGGGAUAAAAAUAUAUAUAUAGAUAUAUAUAUAUAUCAAAAGAUCUAUUUUUAGUCUUGAUAGACUUGUUUUAAAUGAAAGGUGCGCUAUCCCUUUUUAUGCAUUAAAUUCCAUUUUUAGGACCCACAUAUGUUCCAAGUUGCUCAUAAUAACUAAAAUUCAAACAAGGCCUUUGAAAAUGAAUCCCAUCUUUUAGAAAAGAGUUAUGGAGUUAUGAGCUUGCUUAAUCAAAUUUGUCUCUAUACUCCAUUUUAUCCAAACCCCCAGGUUUCAAAGAAUACAGUUUUGGUUGUUGUUGCUGGCAAAAUUACCUGCAGGGGUGGGAGGUGGGAGUGAAUGAUUGCUGGGAGUAGGAUGUUUGUAUUUGUGUAUGUGUGAACAGGGGAUUUUUCUUUUUAAAAAACACUAUUUAUUUUUAUUAAGAAAGGAAGCCUGAGAAGCAUCAGAAGACUCCUAUAUCAUGUGACUUGUGAAAUAAGAGUGGCUUCUACUACCUUCAUAUUCACAUACUUUGAUCUUAUAUACAUGGCUCUGUUUGUAAACAUGACUCUGUCUGUACCAAAAGCUGGGGAGUUUGUGCCAUUCUUGGUGUUAACAAAUACUCCCAAAUCAUUCCAAGGAGCUGCUGCUUUUUUUCAUUGGCAGUCUAGAGGUGGAUGUUGGCUUGCCUACUAGAAAGGGGAAAUAUGAAUGUUGACAUAAUCAGUGUGUGUUAAGCUGACCAGGAAAAUCCAAUUAACCCUUCUUUUCUCUGUCUUUUGUUUUCCAAAGGAAGGAAGGGAGAAUGUCAAUUUAGCAGCCUACACCACAUGGUUACUUUAUUUGUUUGUACAUUGUGUAAUUUUUGAACCUUUGAGUUUUUAAAAAAUGAAACCUUUUCUCUUGUUAAGGCCUUAAGAAGGGGUUAGUGCAUCUUUCAAGGGUCACUCUGCCAUGGGAAUAAAAUAGCUGUUUCACAAACAGUUUUAUAUAAAAAAACUAAAACAAAACAAAAAAAAAUCACAAAAAACCCUAAUAAACUUCAUUUUAACCUUGUU